Coturnix japonica (Japanese quail) is the source of this 1647-nucleotide messenger RNA. NCBI's taxonomy places the organism in Eukaryota, Metazoa, Chordata, Aves, Galliformes, Phasianidae. The record is from RefSeq and is a predicted model, not a curated record.
CAGCUGUUGCUCUUGUCUCUGCAGGCUGCUGAUGCCCUCGCCGUAAGGCAGAAGAGAAGGAUCUAUGACAUCACCAAUGUUUUAGAGGGGAUUGAUCUCAUUGAGAAGAAGUCAAAAAACAGCAUCCAGUGGAAAGGGGUAGGUGCUGGAUGCAAUACAAAAGAAGUCGUGGACAGGCUGAGGUAUCUUGAAGCUGAAAUUGAAGAUCUAGAGCUAAAAGAGAAAGAAUUGGAUCAGCAGAAACUGUGGCUACAGCAAAGCAUCAAGAAUGUUAUGGAUGAUUCUACAAACCACCAAUUUUCAUAUGUCACCCAUGAAGAUAUCUGUAACUGUUUCAAUGGCGACACACUUCUAGCAAUUCAAGCACCUUGUGGUACACAGUUAGAAGUACCCAUACCCGAAAUGGGCCAGAAUGGACAGAAGAAAUACCAGAUCAAUCUUAAAAGUAGUUCAGGACCUAUCCAUGUACUGCUUAUAAACAAAGAAUCAAAUUCCUCCAAGCCCAUGGUGUUCCCAGUUCCUCCACCUGAUGACCUUGCACAAACCCCAUCUCAGCCUGCAGCUCCAGUGACUCCCCUUAAACCUACUCCAGCUACUGAAAAUCCACCAGAACAUGGUCUUAACCAGGGACAACAGUUGCCAGAAACAACAGCAGACACACCGUCAGAAAGCAGUCUGCAGCAGAACAGUACAACUCCAGCAACUCCUUAUUCUAGCCUUUCAGACUCAGUGUUGUACCCCAGCCUUUCAGGAGAUGUCGCCCAAGCUACAGCGAGCUCCAAUGACUAUCAGGCUUUGCUCCCUUUGGAUGUUAACUGUAUCCUCAAGCCAAACUCGUUUGACAUAGCAAAGAUGGAAGAGUCCACAGGAAAUAUCGGUGGGGAUAUUAUUGACGAACUUAUGUCCUCUGAUGUUUUUCCUCUCUUACGACUCUCUCCUACUCCUGGAGAUGACUACAACUUUAACCUGGAUGAUAAUGAAGGAGUCUGUGAUCUCUUUGAUGUGCAGAUACUAAAUUAUUAGAUGUUAUGUCAACCAGACUACUUAUCUACCUCUAACGAUAACAUUCUAGACUUCUUCAUAAUCUAAGUAUUUGAAUAAUGAAUGUAUAACUUCUUAGUUCACUGACUCUGGGAGUAUAUUUCCUUUUGCUUCCUUUAACUACUUCACAAAACAAAUUCAACCACCUGGAAAAAAAAAGUAAAGGGCUUUUUAUCAGAAUCUUGGCACAUUUUUCACCUGGGUGUCCAACAACUUUGUAGUUUUCUAAGGAAAGCAAAAAAUGCUUUAUAGCCUUCUGAUCAUUUUUUAUCUUAAAAUGAUCAGGCUUUGCUCUCAGUUACCAGCAUUUUCUUUGAAGCUUUACUGCCGAAAAGCUCUCAAUAUAUUAUAACGUUUUCCCAUCCACUUUGAAACUUUCACUGCCAAGCUGAGAAGUGAAGGAUAUCAACUUGAGUUACGCUUGAUUGUUUCAGUGAACCAAUUUUGUGAAGUGCCUUCUGUUUUAGCACUUUAAGUUUCUCACACUGACUUCUGACAUUCCACUUUCCUAGAUGAUAGGAAAGGUCUGUUUGUAGUUUGUAUUAAAGUGUGCCAAUACUUGUAUAUUAACAAGAUUUUUUUUUUUAAUAAAAUUUUACAAACAAA